Molecule: messenger RNA, 1536 nt
Organism: Alternaria hordeiaustralica
Lineage: Eukaryota; Fungi; Ascomycota; Dothideomycetes; Pleosporales; Pleosporaceae
Exons: 4
Coding region: 1-1536 (511 amino acids)
Cellular component (GO): cytoplasm; mitochondrion
Molecular function (GO): acetyltransferase activity; lipoic acid binding
Source: RefSeq, a predicted model, not a curated record
AUGAAGUCAUUCGCCAGCAGAGAAGCGUCCCGCGUGUUUUCGCGCCCAAACCUCGCCCACCGCGCGUCAAUUACUACACCCAGGAAUACAAACAUUCGCAUACACGAGCAGAGAAGAGGGUUCCGGGGCACAAAACGGCUAUUGAUCGUCAAGCCUUACCUUUUGGCGGAUAUUGGAGAAGGUAUUACCGAAUGCCAGGUUAUCCAAUGGUUCGUGAAGCCCGGCGCGCGCGUCGAGCAAUUCGACCCUAUUUGCGAAGUGCAGUCGGAUAAAGCAUCUGUCGAGAUCACCUCGCGAUUCGAUGGCAUCAUCAAGAAGUUGUACUACGAGGCGGAUGAUAUGGCGAAGGUUGGAAAGAAGCCUCUAGUAGACAUUGACAUUCAAAGCGACAUCUCUCCUGCCGACGAAGCCCUGCUCAACGGAGGAUCAGGCAAACAAGACGACGAGGUCUUACUCACCGGAGGCGGCGGCAGCCAAGAACAAAAAGCACAAAGCUCUGUAGAGCCACAAGAACAGGGGAUUGAGCUUGGGAGGAAUGACACAAAGGCUGCGACUGAAGACGUGCCUGGCUCAGAUCAAAGCACGAGUCUACCAUCCGAACCGUCUACAACACAAAGACAGCCAGGAAAGCAUGCAUCGCUUGCCACACCAGCUGUGCGACAUAUGGUCAAGGAGCACAAGCUCAGGAUCGAGGAUAUAGAAGGCACAGGACGGGAGGGUCGCGUACUCAAGGACGACGUACAACGGCACGUCGAAUCGAUGAAGCAAACCACUACAACACCAUCGCCAACUUCGACCCCGGCCCCUAUGACCACACAACAAGUGGAGGACCAAGUCAAGCAAUUGACCCCAGUUCAGUCUGGCAUGUUCAAGCAGAUGACCAAAUCUUUGUCCAUCCCCCACUUCCUAUACACCGACGCUGUAGACUUCAGCUCCCUCACUUCGCUCCGCGAAAAGUACAACACAGGUCGCGAAAAGCCAGAACGGAUAACGCCGCUGCCAAUUAUCAUCAAGGCCGUAUCGCUCACGCUCCAGCAAUUCCCGCUACUCAACUCACAUCUCGACACUACGACGAACCCGAACAAGCCACAGAUCAUACUAAAGGGAAGCCACAACAUUGGCGUAGCAGUAGAUUCACCGGCGGGCCUCCUCGUCCCUGUCAUCAAGAACGUACAAAACCACAGCAUCGCCUCGCUAGCUCAAGAGAUCCAACGCCUCAGCUCGCUAGCACGCGCUGGCAAGCUCUCAUCCGCCGAUCUCACUGGUGCAACCUUCACAGUCAGCAACAUUGGCAGCAUAGGCGGCGGUGCUGUGGCACCUGUCAUCGUUGGACCUCAAGUUGGUAUUUUGGGUAUCGGUAAAGCGAGAGUGGUGCCGGCGUUUGGGGAGAACGAUGAGCUGAUCAAGAGGGAGGAGUGUGUGUUCAGCUGGAGUGCUGAUCAUAGGGUUGUGGAUGGCGCGUAUGUAGCGAGGGCGGCAGAGGAGGUGAGGAAGUGCUUGGAGGGUGUUGAGGCGAUGCUUGUUAGGAUGCGGUAG